Molecule: messenger RNA, 741 nt
Organism: Prunus persica (peach)
Lineage: Eukaryota; Viridiplantae; Streptophyta; Magnoliopsida; Rosales; Rosaceae
Exons: 2
Coding region: 69-452 (127 amino acids)
Source: RefSeq, a predicted model, not a curated record
UAAAUUAACAAAAACCAGGAGAGGUAAAGAAACAGAGGAGAGACGGUGUGUGCCGCGUGAAGUUGAAAAUGUCGAUACUGUGGGAGAAGAGCGGGACAUGGCGGUGGAUAGUGAACAAGACCCGUGACUCGAAGCCCUUCUUCUUGGCCUUCGCUACCGUAUGCGGCGUCGUUCCGGGUGUCAUUGGCUACUUCGUUAUGCAGACCACCAACUCCCGAAAUGAACAGCUCGAGGCCGAACUCCGCCGCAACGCCCGACCCGAAUCCAUCAGGAUGGGGCAAGUAAAUAAAGAAAGAUUGGCUGAAUUCCUUGGUGAGUUGCAGCGGAAAGAAAAUACAAAUGAUCGCUAUGUUGCUGCACUGAAAGGAGAGACAUUGACUAGGAAUCCAUAUGUGAGAAUUCAACCGAUUCCGAAGCCAAGCAACACCGAAGCUGACAAGGAACAGAAGUAGAUGGAGAUAUGUGCAUCUAUUACCGCCAUGAACACUUUUCACCUUCAGGAUAUCUGUAUAUUUCUUCAGAACAACUAUGGGGUUGUUAUUUUUAUGUUUUGGAUGUUAUGUUUAGGCACUAUUUGGUGAGCUGUGUUUUUCUUUAAUGAAUAUUUAAGUGCAGUAAGAACUCCCGGAGAAGAGAGACAUCCGAGAACUAACACACAUUUCUUCGUUUUGCACUCUCUCAUUGUUUUUGUCCCUUCAAUAAGAAAACUCUACAAAAAUCUAUCACAUCAAAUUCUUUAUA